AUGGUGUUUCAAUCUUUUAUACGCUUUGCAAAAUUCAAUUCUUCUUCAUCUUCCAAAUCGGAAUUUAAACAACAUUUUUUCAAAAGCUCAUACCCGUAUUUAAGUAAACAUCAUGCUGCUAGAUUUUCAUUGAAAAAUUACAACAAAGACCAUUAUGAAUCAAAAUGGUGGUUUAAAAGACAAAGAAACACUUCAAAUAGAUCCGGAUCAUUUUUGUCAAUUUCUGACGGUCAUUAUGGAUUAUAUUAUUCCAUGUAUAAUCAUGAUGCUGAAAGAAGAAGACAACAAAGGGACUAUGAAAAAUACAUUAGGCACAUAAUAUUAAAACAUUUGGAAACUAGAGAUAGAUUGAUGAGCCUCAAGCAACAAGAUAAUUAUCAUCAUUACCUGCAUUUUGCCAAUUACUACUUUACUGGCGAACACCGCCAUCAUCACAAGAAUCACCAUCAUAAUUAUAGAAGACAUAAUCGUAGAAAAUAUCAUAGAGGCUGUCCUGCUCAUGGUUUCCAUUUCAAACUCCUUUUGAUUGGAUUCACCGCUAAAUUUUUAAUUUCAAAAGCUUAUUUAGAUAAUCAGAUCAACAUUGAGAAUAUUAAGAAGUUUUCUUCCAGAUUAUUUGCAUCACUUUCAUUUAAACCAAGUUAUUAUUUCUUAGGCUCAACUGCAGCCGGUGCAACCGUGGCAGCUGGUACUACUGCUGUUGCUGAAGCUCAUCUGACUCCAAUUACACAACCAUCUACAUUCGUUGGGCUUGGUUCAUCAAGUCAAACUUCCCCAUCGACACUUCAACCAGCUGCUCAUAUUUUUUCCACAGUUCUUGCGGCUAGAGCAUUUUCUACAUCGACCAAAAAACCAAAACAACAGUCGACCAACGUACCCGAAGUUGCAGUUGAAGAGCCAGCUGCUCAAAAAGUUGAUACUUUUGAAGUUGACUUUUUGGCAACUCAAGUUUCAAAUAUCACAUCUGCAUUCGAUAAUCAUAAAUGCCCUGAGGAUUUGAAUAUAAUCUACCCAUUAUACCAAGCAGUCAAGAGAAAUGAUUUGACUUUACCUAGUAUUGAUUUAUACAACAUUGUCUUGAAAUCAAUCUUGCAACGUAGCUUGAAUAAUACAGAGUUGGAAUUGAGUGCAAUUGAAGAAAGAUUGACUACUUUAUUGACAGUAUACCAGGAUAUUCUUAGUAUUGGUUUGAAACCAAACAAAGAAACUUACAAUUUGAUUGUUAAUGCAUUAUUAGAUGGUAGCUUGCAAUGUUUAGAAUUACCAACAGAUAACAGCUUGCAAUAUGCUGAAGUUUUCCCUAAGUCACAAGAAUUUGCACAAAUUUGCAUUGAAUUAUUCAAUUCAAUUUCAAAUCAAUUAGACUUGAAGGUGUUAUUAUCAAAAUUGAUUAAACUUUUGAGUAACUAUCCACAAUUGGUUACAGGUAAAAUUAUCCAACCAUUUAUUUCCAUUAUCCAAGAAAGCCAACUUGAAAGUAAAGAGUCGUGUUUGUUGGUUCUUGAAUUGUCAAAAUAUUUCGAUCAGUUUGCUGUAUUGAACAAUAAAGAAGCAUUUAAAAUCAUAGAAUCAGCCUACCACCAGUAUAAACAAUUCCCUGAUAUUGAUCCAUUUUCUGCAUAUGAAAAGGUUAUUGUAUCUUUGAUUAAUAACAACUUUGCCAAGAGAGCCGGCCAAUUAUUGGAUGAGAUUUUGAUGGACUACAAAGAAUCAUUGCAAUUUAGAAACAGACCAACCAAAAAACAAGUUGGUGAUUUGAUUGCUGCAUUCAUCGAAUCUUAUGUUAUCAAAUCAAAUGAUUUAAAUAAGGGGUAUGAAUUAUUGAUGAAAUUCAAUUCUGUUGCUUAUUUACCAGAAUUACCAGUUACUUUCUACAAUUUCAUGAUUAUUGAAUUAGCUAAAAAGAACAUGGUCGAAGAAAUGUGGCAGUUGUAUAAUCGAAUUGUUGUUAGAAGUGAUUUCCAAACUACUCCAUCUAUGACAUUUGUCAAAGAACAUGGAAUGUCAUGUCGUGAUUUAUUACUUUCCUUAAGUAUUGACAGUGGCGACCAUGAACGUACAUUCCAAUUGCUUAAAGAAAUUCUUGUCAAGGAACAUUUGAUUGCUGAUUUGGGUAGUUUGCAAAAAACUUUCCAUUACUUGUACAACGCAGUUGUUGCCAACCAAAUGGAUGAAGAUGAAUACUUUAACCAAUAUUAUUUUGGAUUGUUAUGGCAAUUGAUGGAAUCACAAGCACUUCAUUAUCAAACAUCAACAGAUAUUAAUGAUUUUAUUUCUCGUUUUGUUCCAUUUCUUACAGUUAAUGCACCAGUUGAAUUGCAAGCGGAUUUACGUGCGCAAGUUGCUGUUACCAGUUACAAUGUUAACUUGUUGCUCAGUAGUCCAUUUGUUUUGAGAGCUGUGGAAACUUUUGAUGUGCAAACUGAUAACGUCUAUGGUUUGACUGUAGUUAUGGCACAUUUGAUGAGAUUGAAUGAAACAUUUGGUGUUCAACUGGAUCUUUACAAGAGAGUUGCUGAAUUUGAAUCGAUUUUAAUUGAAAAAUUUGAAGAUCCUGAUAAUUUUUAUGUUGAAUUAACUCCAGAGAUGACUGACUUUGUCAAUAUGCUUAAACAUGACCGUGAUUCAAGAGUUUCGAAAAUUGCUAAUGUUACAGAAGAAAUUUCGACAGAAUGUGAAUCUGACUUGAGUGGGUUAUUACAACUUAGUUUUGAAAAAGGUAUCAGCAGAUUUGUAGAUGCAUAUGCUCAAGGUUCAAAAUUUACUUUCAAAACUUGGAAUUCUGUUGUUAAUUAUGAAUUUUUAGAAAGCUAUAUAUCCCAAUUUGAUUUGCAAGAAUUCUUACAAAGAAUGUGGAUGACUAAAUGUACUGACGAAGAGAAGAUUGGUUUGUUAAACCGAUUACUUGAAUACAAGAUGGGUAAUAUUGUUCAUGAAGUUGGUAUUUUUAUCAAGGAUAAUAAAAUUUAUGAUGAGAAAUUGUUGGUCAACUUGUUUGAUACCUGUUUGUUGCUUGAUGAUCAAUCUAUCAAUGAUUACUUUCUUCAAGAAGGAGUAUUCAAAGAUAUUUAUAGUCUCAAUAAUCAAGAAUCAUGGAUCGCUUCAUAUUUAGAAUACUUGAUGGGAAUUAAAAAGUUUCACGAAGUAUCUAAUGUAAUUGAUUCUUUAGAUGGUGAAAUUUCCAGCAAAUUGGGAUUGAUGUUAUUAGAAGCAGAUUUGGAAUUUGAUUUGGAAAAGUUCAAAUUUGAUCGUAAGAGGUUGUUAUUAGAGCCUUCGACUAAAUUAGCAGAAUUGGAUUUCAGAUAUGAAUUAAAGAAAGGUGAUUCUGCUAUCGAAGAACUUUCAAGAAAGUAUUCCAAGUUUGGUGAAAAUGGAUCUAUUAGAGUUCAAGAGUUACUUUCAUUUGUUCAGUUUUUAAAGGCCGCUAAAGGUGAUUCAGUUGAACCAUAUCAAUAUGAUAAUUUCAAAUCAAUUAAUCUUUUGGCCACUUCUUUAUUAUCGUGUCGUGAUUUGAAUGAAAUGCACAAAGUUGCUACAUCAGCCAAAGAGUUUAAUGCACAGGAGUUAUUUGGAGAAAUGAUUUUGGUAAUGACAAGAUCAGUUGAUUAUGUUGAACCAGAUGUUAAUCAAUUGAUGAACAAAUUCUUUGCUACCAUUAAGUUGUGCAAAUAUUUACGAAUUGGAUCUGUUUCAAGUGAGAAUUUUUUGCACAUCAUUAGAUUUUUAAGCAAGAUUAAAUCAGAUCUUUUGGUUGUUAUCUUGAAUCGUUUUAUCAUGAAUGGUGAGUUUGCAGAUGUUGUUAAUUUUUAUUUUAUGGAAGUUCAAGUUUUUGACUUCAGUGAGAAAUUAGAAAUAUUGAAAGAGUUAUACUAUGGAAUGAAGCAUUCAAAUAAUUAUGUUAACGUUGCAAUGAUUGACGACUUUUGUAAUACCAAUGGUAUUAAGUUCUAA
Molecule: messenger RNA, 3951 nt
Organism: Candida tropicalis MYA-3404
Lineage: Eukaryota; Fungi; Ascomycota; Pichiomycetes; Serinales; Debaryomycetaceae
Gene: RPM2
Product: ribonuclease P
Exons: 1
Coding region: 1-3951 (1316 amino acids)
Source: RefSeq, a predicted model, not a curated record